AUGGCGUCGGGCGCGGUGACGCACCCGAUAGACCUCGUCAAAGUUCGCAUGCAGCUCAGAGGCGAGGUGGAUAAAGCGGCGGCCGCCGCAUCUUCGCGCGCCUCGACGCGCGCGCCGGGGAUGGUGUCCACGUUCGCGCACGUCCUGCGAGUGGAAGGUGCGCUCGGACUUUACAAAGGGCUCACGGCGUCGCUGAUGCGACAGGCGUCGUUCAUAGGGACCAAGUUCGGGGCGUACGACGCGCUCAAGGCGGCGCUGCGAAGCGAAGGCGACGAAAAGUUGCCGUUUUGGAAGAUGACGAUGUGUGGGAUCGGCGCGGGCGCGAUCGGCGCGGCGGUUGGAAAUCCAGCGGACUUAGCCAUGGUGCGGAUGCAGGCCGAUGGACGGUUGCCGGUGGAGUUGCGAAGGAAUUAUCGCAACGGCGCCGACGCGUUGAUGCGAGUGGCGAGAGAGGAAGGCGUCGGAGCGCUCUGGCGAGGGUGCGCGCCGACGGUGAAUCGAGCGAUGAUCGUCACGGCGAGUCAGAUGGCGGUGUACGAUCAAGCCAAGCAUUACAUCGUCGAGCACACGUCGUUAAACGAUGGAUUGUUGGCGCAAACCGGGGCGUCGUUUGGCGCCGGCGUCGUCGCCGCGCUGACGUCGAACCCGAUCGAUCUCGCCAAGUCGCGCUUGAUGAGCAUGAAAGCCGACGAACACGGUAAAAUGCCGUAUUCUGGGACGUUAGAUUGCAUCGCGAAGACGGUCAGACGCGAGGGCGUGUUCGCCGUGUACAAGGGGCUCGUCCCGACCACCGCUCGGCAGGUACCGCUCAACAUGGUGCGGUUCGUGAGCGUGGAGUGGAUGAAGCGCUUGCUUGAGCCACUGUGA
This is a messenger RNA of Ostreococcus lucimarinus CCE9901, 867 nucleotides long. Its product is annotated as MC family transporter: uncoupling protein. Gene Ontology annotation, cellular component: mitochondrial membrane. The record is from RefSeq and is a predicted model, not a curated record. Gene Ontology annotation, biological process: malate transmembrane transport; phosphate ion transmembrane transport; thiosulfate transport. NCBI's taxonomy places the organism in Eukaryota, Viridiplantae, Chlorophyta, Mamiellophyceae, Mamiellales, Bathycoccaceae. Bases 1 to 867 code for a protein of 288 amino acids. Gene Ontology annotation, molecular function: succinate transmembrane transporter activity; antiporter activity; oxaloacetate transmembrane transporter activity. The transcript has a single exon.